CUCUCCACUCCCCACGCCACACCCUGAGCCUUUUAUUCCUCCUCUUUUCAGCCUCACCUCAGGCCAACCCUUUUCUGUUUCCAUCUCCAUUAAUGCUCUCGCUCCACUCCAGCAGCAAGAAAAAGGAGGUGGGAGUCACUGAGGAGCUCAGAAGAUGCCGAGGGCGCCAUUGCCGGAGUUCUCGAGCUCGGUGAAGCUCAAGUAUGUGAAGCUGGGUUAUCAGUACCUCGUGAACAACUUCGUCACCUUGCUCUUGAUCCCGGUGAUGGCGGCCGUCUACCUGGAGCUGGUACGGAUGGGGCCGGAGGAGAUCAUGGGCUUGUGGCGUUCCCUGCGACUUGAUCUCAUCCAGAUCCUCUGCUCCUUCUUCGUGAUCAUCUUCGCCGCCACCGUGUACCUGACGUCUCGGCCGCAGCCGGUGUACCUGGUGGACUACGCUUGCUUCAAGCCGCCCACCACCUGCCGCGUGCCCUUCUCCACGUUCAUGGAGCACACGCGGCUCAUCAGCUCGGACGAGAAGAGCGUCAGGUUCCAGAUGCGCAUCCUCGAGCGGUCGGGCCUCGGCGAGGAGACCUGCCUUCCGCCGGCCAAUCACUACAUCCCGCCCAGACCCACCAUGGAAGCCUCCCGCGCCGAGACCCAGCUCGUCAUCUUCUCCGCCAUCGACGACCUCGUCAGGAAGACCGGCCUGAGGCCCAAGGACAUCGACAUCCUCGUCGUUAACUGCAGCCUCUUCUCCCCGACGCCGUCGCUGUCGGCGAUGAUCAUCAACAAGUACAAGCUCCGCAGCAACGUUCGCAGCUUCAACCUCUCCGGCAUGGGCUGCAGCGCGGGGCUCAUCUCCGUCGACCUCGCCCGGGAUCUCCUUCAGGUGCACCGCAGCUCCAACGCGCUCGUCGUCUCCACCGAGAUCAUCACUCCCAACUUCUACGCCGGGAACCAGCGGUCGAUGCUCCUCCCCAACUGCCUCUUCCGCAUGGGCGCCGCGGCGAUCCUGCUGUCGAACCGCCGCCGCGACGCCCGGCGCGCCAAGUACCGCCUCGUCCACGUAGUGCGCACCCACAAGGGCGCCGACGACCGCGCCUACCGCUGCGUGUACCAGGAGGAGGACGCGGAGGGCCACUCGGGCAUCUCCCUGUCCAAGGACCUCAUGGCCAUCGCGGGGGAGGCGCUCAAGUCGAACAUCACGACCAUCGGCCCGCUGGUGCUGCCCAUGUCGGAGCAGCUCCUCUUCUUUCUCACGCUGGUGGGCCGGAAGCUGAUCAACCCCAAGUGGAAGCCCUACAUCCCCGACUUCAAGCUGGCCUUCGAGCACUUCUGCAUCCAUGCCGGGGGGCGGGCGGUGAUCGACGAGCUGCAGAAGAACCUGGAGCUGUCGGCGGAGCACGUGGAGGCGUCGCGCAUGACGCUGCACCGCUUCGGCAACACCUCCAGCAGCUCCCUGUGGUACGAGCUCAACUACAUCGAGUCCAAGGGGCGGAUGAGGCGGGGCGACCGGGUGUGGCAGAUCGGCUUCGGCAGCGGGUUCAAGUGCAACAGCGCGGUGUGGAAGUGCCUGCGCACCGUCAAGACGCCGGUCGACGGCCCCUGGUCCGACUGCAUCGACCGCUACCCGGUCGACAUCCCCGAGAUCGUCAGGCUCUGAACGAGCACGUCCGCUGCACCGCGUCCGAAUAACUUAUUAGUUCGAAUUUAUGGAUCUUUUCGCCCAAUUCAUUCAUCAUCAUCGUCGUCGUCGUCUUCUUUAUUUGUCUUCUUUUGCUCUUUUUGGGGGUUCUCUCCCUCCGUCCCUAUCUAUCUGUCUAUCCAUACAUGCGAGCAUGUAGUAACUGUGCCAUCGUCGCAAUUGAUGGAUACGUUAACAGAACAGUACUUUGUGAUACAAACUCGGGUUAGGUUUGA
Messenger RNA from Musa acuminata AAA Group (dessert banana), 1902 nucleotides. Its product is annotated as 3-ketoacyl-CoA synthase 6-like. Gene Ontology annotation, biological process: fatty acid biosynthetic process. The transcript has a single exon. Bases 155 to 1645 code for a protein of 496 amino acids. Lineage: Eukaryota; Viridiplantae; Streptophyta; Magnoliopsida; Zingiberales; Musaceae. Gene Ontology annotation, molecular function: acyltransferase activity, transferring groups other than amino-acyl groups. The record is from RefSeq and is a predicted model, not a curated record. Gene Ontology annotation, cellular component: membrane.